Labeo rohita (rohu) is the source of this 3585-nucleotide messenger RNA. RefSeq names its product calpain 5a (gene capn5a). The record is from RefSeq and is a predicted model, not a curated record. NCBI's taxonomy places the organism in Eukaryota, Metazoa, Chordata, Actinopteri, Cypriniformes, Cyprinidae. Gene Ontology annotation, cellular component: cytoplasm. Gene Ontology annotation, molecular function: calcium-dependent cysteine-type endopeptidase activity. The transcript is spliced from 13 exons. The coding region runs from base 230 to 2158 and encodes 642 amino acids. Gene Ontology annotation, biological process: proteolysis.
GAGACACACACGAGUGUGAGCAGUGAAGGCCCCUCCCUCAGAGAGCGCAGUGAACAUGAAACACACGAGGAAAUAGAUACAAACACAGUUCGCUGGAUUACAGUCUCUGGAGGAUUGAGGAGAAACCUGUGGACAUGCGUGUGUGCAUAUGGAGCUGUAAAUCAUAAGAAGCAUCUGUUCACACCUCAUUUGAAUAUCCACAAGCAGGAAGAGUUUUGCAGACUGCAGGAUGUUCUCGUCAGUGAAGCCGUUUGAAGGGCAGCAGUUUGCAGCCCUAAGGAAACAGUGCCAGCAGAACAGGACUCUGUUUGAAGACCCCGUCUUCCCCGCUGUGGACCAGUCGCUCUUCUCUCAAGGAAACCGCAUCGGAAGAGUCACCUGGAAGAGACCAAAGGAUCUGUGUGAAGACCCACACUUGUUUGUGAAUGGGAUCAGCGCUCAUGACCUGCACCAGGGGCAGCUGGGAAAUUGCUGGUUUGUGGCGGCCUGUUCCAGUCUGGCCUCCAGAGAAGCUCUGUGGCAGAAGGUUAUCCCAGAUUGGAAGGACCAGGAAUGGGACAAGCAGAAACCAGAGAGCUAUGCUGGGAUUUUUCACUUCCGAUUCUGGCGUUUUGGAGAAUGGGUGGAUGUUGUUAUCGAUGACCGACUGCCAACCGCAAACGGGCAGCUCAUUUACUGCCACUCCAACGACAGUAAUGAAUUCUGGAGCGCGCUGGUGGAAAAAGCCUAUGCCAAGUUAUGUGGAUGUUAUGAGGCGUUGGAUGGCGGAAACACGGCCGACGCGCUUGUGGAUUUCACUGGUGGAGUAUCCGAACCCAUGGAUCUGCUGGAAGGGAAGUUCAACCAGGAAGAAGAGACCCGAAAUCAACUAUUCGAGCGCGUUUUGAAGGUCCACAACAGAGGAGGCCUGAUCAGCUGCUCCAUUAGAGCGACAACUCAGGCAGACAUGGAAGCCCGUUUAGACUGCGGCCUGGUCAAAGGUCACGCGUAUGCGGUGACCGACGUGCGUAAAGUGCGACUAGGCACCGGCCUUAUGGCGUUCUUCAAAUCUGAGAAGCUCUCCAUGAUCCGCAUGAGGAACCCGUGGGGUCAGAGAGAGUGGAACGGAGCUUGGAGCGACAGCUCAGAGGAAUGGCAGAGAGUCAGUAAGAGUGAGCGAGAGAAGUUGGGUGUGACUGUGCAGGAUGAUGGCGAGUUCUGGAUGGAUUUUGAGAAUUUCUGUAAGUAUUUCACAGACCUCAUUCUGUGCCGUUUGAUUAACACGUCGUACCUGAGCAUCCACAAGACCUGGGAGGAGGAAGUGAUGCGGGGCUCCUGGUCUCGCCACGACGACCCAUUAAAGAACCGAUCGGGAGGCUGCAUCAACCACAAAGCCACUUUCCUCCAGAACCCACAGUAUGUGUUUGAUGUGACGAAGCCAGAGGACGAGGUUCUGAUCUGCUUACAGCAGCAGGACAAGCGAGCUCUAUCCAAAAAUGGGAAAGGAGACAACAUAGCCAUCGGCUUUGACAUCCAAAAAGUCGAGCUCAACCGGACAUACCGCAUGCACGCCAUCCAGAAAACGGUGGGCAGCUCCAUCUACAUUAACUCCCGCAGCGUGUUUUUGCGCAAGGACCUGAAAGAGGGCCGCUACGUCAUCAUUCCCACGACCUUUGACCCCAGCCUGCAGGGAGACUUCCUGCUGCGUAUCUUCACAGAUGUACCUGCCGCCUUCAAGGAGCUGACAUUAGACGAGCCGAUCCACACCUGUUGGACGGGGUGUUGUGGGUAUCCAAAGCUGGUCACACAGGUGCACGUCCACAGAGCAGACGGACUCAAGGCUCAGGAUUCAGAUGGAUCAUCUGACCCGUACGUCAUCAUCAGCUGUGAGGGAGAGAAAGUUCGUUCUGCGGUGCACAAAAACACCCAGAGCCCAGACUUUGACGUGAAGGCCGUGUUCUACAGGAAGAAGCCGAAAGAGCCGAUCCGCAUUCAGAUCUACAACCACAACCUUCUGAAGGAUUCGUUCAUGGGUCAAGCGGUGUUGAACGGCGACCUGUCCGACCUGCAGCAGCUUCACACCGUUCACCUGCGCGACAAAGGAAACCGGCAGAACAGCGACCUCUCGGGUCUGGUCUCGGUGAGCCUCACUACCAGCGAGGUCCUGACCAACAUCUGAGCGUUUUACGGUGACCAUAGCGGGUUUUCAGCACGUUCGGUGUCAGUGGUUAAUCGGAGAGUACUUUAAACACUUACUGUGGUGUAUUACACUUAUAUUUACAUGAUCUUUAUCUUUUUGGAAUCCUAUGGGAAUGUUUCUUGGAAGCAAAUUUAAAUGUUUACAAGCACUUUUUACAACAUUGAAAGCCAAAAAUGAAAUUCUGUCAUCAAGUUGUUUCCUUCUUCUGUUGAGCUUUUUAAAAGAUGCUUUGGUGACUAAACAGUUGGCGGUAGCCACUGACUUCCAUAGUAGGGGAAAAAAAUACAAUGGAAGUCAAUGGGUACCGUCACCUGUUUGGCUACCAACAUUAUUUACAAUAUCUUCUUUUGUGUUCAACAAAAGAAUAAAAACCCAAACAGGCUUGGAACAUCUUGAUAGUGAGUAAACGAUAAUAGAAGUAUCAUUUUUGGGUGAACUGUCUCUUUAAAUGUGUCAUUUUCUGGUAUUAUGUGCUUUCAAUUGGAAAUUCAUAUAUAUCAAGAUAUUGUAGGACGUGCAUUUAUAUCAGUAUAUACGAAAUAACAUGCAGUAUAUGCAUAUAUCUAAUACCACUAUAUGUCGUUAUGAAUUUCAGUUUUAUAUUCUGUAUGUUAUCAUAAUUUAACCUAAAAUGGAGGGUUAAGGGCUUCUAGUGUUUAAUCUCUGUUUACACUACUCGUUUAAAUAUGGAAGGCAUUCCUAUUGUAUUUUUCUCUUUCAAAUAUUUGCCAUAAUCUUGACCACAUGUUGAUUUUUAUGUUUUAUCAAGCUUUUGUUAAAGGAAACAUUUCUACAUAUGAUGAGGUAUUUUAUCCAUUGUUUUCAUUUAUGUUUAACAUGGUGUUUGAAGUAAAUAUAAACCAUACAGACGUGUACAUUUUAAACAUUGACUAUAUAAAUGAUCUCAUAAAUAUUGUUUACUUUUAUUGUCCACACAGUGUAAAGAGCAGUUAUGACCACUAGGUGUCAGUAUCUCAACAGAGUAAGAAGCAGGUUUUUGGCUUUUUUUUCUUUUUCCAAGUGAUAAUAUGCCUAAAAAUACAUUUAUAUAAUGUACAUUACAUAAAUAUCAGUUUUCUGCCUCUUCAUACAAUGGUAAUAGUCACAAACUUGAAAAAUGAAAAUGUCAUCAUAAAGCCAAAUACAAAAUGCCAAAACACUUAUUGGAUGUGAACUACAUCUGUGCCAUUUUACAAUCACUAUGAAUUGUUUUUAUUUGUUCAUUAUUUCUCUGUUUCUUUGCGUGUAAUGCCUGUUGUUUACAUAUGAAUAGAUGUGCCUUAUUAGAACGGGUAAAAUAGCCAAAGAAAUCUUCUAUCAUAUUCUGUGAUGUAUUUUUUUGUAUAUUGCGAUUGUGUUUUUCCUCACUGUUUCGCAUGAUGAAAUAAAGUUUAAUAGAAUGUUCA